Paramacrobiotus metropolitanus is the source of this 459-nucleotide messenger RNA. RefSeq lists its product as uncharacterized. The transcript has 2 exons. The coding region runs from base 1 to 459 and encodes 152 amino acids. NCBI's taxonomy places the organism in Eukaryota, Metazoa, Tardigrada, Eutardigrada, Parachela, Macrobiotidae. The record is from RefSeq and is a predicted model, not a curated record.
AUGGCUAUUCCUGAUUUUCCUGACGAGUUUCCCUGCUUGAAGAGUACACUGAAGCGACUGCACGACUUUUACUACGAACGCGUUGCUGGCGCCCCGGACAACUCGCUUGACUCGGGUUUCUUUGAGGGCGAUCCGUCGGAUGAAGCUGAAAGCGACCUGGGUGACGAAAACGAAGAAGAAGGUGAACACGUUCUCGCAGACGACACGUUGGAGAGUGAGCCGGCGACUGAAGCUGAAGAAGGAGAAAUCGACGCGAUUCCGGAGACCGAAGCCGAAGAGGAAUUGGACGACACUCUCCUGGUAGGAGACAUUGACUUGGACGAGUACCUGAACGGCACUGAGCCUGUGGACACUGUCGAAGGCGGCAACAAACGGAAGCAUUCGGACGACGACGACGACAACGACACCGAGGAACCGCCUGCCAAGAAGCAAGAGACUGAGAUGAACACGCAAAACUAA